GGAAUGCACCACACGUCAGCUCAAGUUAUACUCAGAGAAGCAGAGGAACUGGGAGGACUGGACUACGAGUUGGGGCUGACCCAGAGGAAGUGGGGGGGUGAGUUGGGGCAAGGCCACAGCAGGGCCAUUUGGCCUGGGCUUCAAGGGACCCUGUAAUCCCAACUACUUGGCACGCUGAAGCAGGAGAAUCACUUGAAUCCGGGAGGUGGAGGUUUCAGUGAGCCGAGAUAGUGCCACUUCACUGCAGCCUGGGCGACAAGAGUGAAACUCCGUCUCAAAGAAAACUAAAAUAGGCUGGGUGCAGUGACUCACGCCUGUAAUCCCAGCACUUUGGGAGGCCGAGAUGGGUGGAUCACCUGAGGCUGGGAGUUCAAGACCAGCCUGACCAACAUGGAGAAACCCCAUCUCUAUAAAAAUACAAAAUUAGCUGGGCAUGGUGGCUCAUGCCUCUAAUCCCAGCUACUCAGGAGGCUGAGGCAGGAGAAUUGCUUGAACCUGAGAGGCGGAGGUUGUAGUGAGCUGGGAUUGCUCCAUUGCACUCCAGCCUGGGCAACAAGAGCGAACCUCUGUCUCAAAAAAUAAAUAAAUAAAUAAAAUAAAUACAUAAAAUAAAUAAAUACAUAAAUAAAAUAGAUACGUAUUUAUGCAAACCAUAGAAAAAUGUUUGGCAACCAUCAGAAGAUACCUGACAAUGUGAAAUAGUUUUAUUACAACUGGCCUGACCUUCAAAGGCCUUCACAGCUCCUGCCUUCAUGCUACCGUCUACUAUGUUCCUCGUGCACCUUCCAGUCAGCACAAACAGGCUGCACUGCCUCCGAAACACAUCACUUGAAUCCUACCUCUGCUCCUUUGUCCAUCUGAAUCACCCUCUCCACAUUUCUGACCCUGUAAUCCUCAUCUCACUUCAUGAGGCAGUUCGCUUCUCUUUUGCAUUUAGCUUUCCCCGGGGUACACUGUCAAUAGCCUACUGUCUGAUGUCAUCAGACAGUACUUCAUCAGAGGCAAUUAUGUCCACAGAGCUUUUGGCUAAUUACUGUGACUCCUCUUUACAUGUGUGCAUAUGCAUAUCAUCUUUCCCUAAUGAGACUGGAAAUCAUGAUUCAUUCCCUGGAGCAGUGGUUUCCAUAAAUGACCAACCCACAGACCAGUGCAAACUGGCUGCAAAAGAGCUUCCUCUGAGGAACUUAUUAGAAUGGAGAUUCUUUGACUGCAUGGGAUAGGAGGAUCUCAUAAAUCUGGGUGUAAUAGGCACAGAACGUUAGGUGUAAUAUGGGCGGGACUCUGGACUCAGCAUAUCCAACAAGCUGCUGGCUGAUUCCGAUGAUGCCGAUGAAUUGCCAGGUUGGGAACUGCUGCCCCCAGAGAACCUAGCAGAGAGCUCUGUACGUGGUAGGUGCUCACUCCCCUAUUGUUUGGGUGUAUGCCUCCUGAUAAUGAACUUGAUCGUAACAUUAUUGUUGUAUUAUGCCUGUAUUGUUUCCUUAAGUGAAGGAAGAAUGCUUUUGAGUACCUAAUAGGUGGCAAGCUCUGUGCCUACUUACAUACAUGAACUAUUCCUUUUAAUAACCUUUGGAGAUAAAGUGGCAUUUCCAUUGGGCAUUAGAAAUCUGAAGACUUUCGUUUACAGCUGUUGCAACAGCAGAACUAGAAUUCGACCUCCGACAUUUCUGCUCACCAGAGGGCAUGAACUGCUGGUUUGUACCUGGCUUGCAGAUACCUUCUUUGGGCAGCACAAUGUUCAAAAUUAAAAAAACUACCAACACUUCUAAA
Molecule: messenger RNA, 1770 nt
Organism: Pan troglodytes (chimpanzee)
Lineage: Eukaryota; Metazoa; Chordata; Mammalia; Primates; Hominidae
Product: protein FAM106A-like
Exons: 1
Coding region: 753-1220 (155 amino acids)
Source: RefSeq, a predicted model, not a curated record